AUGGCGCACGGCGAGGACCUGUUCUCGCGAGGCCCCGAGCCUGAGCGCGCCCUUCAUGUGCCAGAGCGACUGCACCGGGAGGUUGUUGGCGAUCAGCGCGGCGCAGAUGCAGUAGGAGGUUUCGGUCUGGGUGAGGAUCCCGUGGAAGUGGAAGAGCGGUCCGAAGAUCAGGGAGAGCGCGGAGUAGGGGUAGUCGGGGUGGACGCUGGCCAGCAGGCGCAGGGUCUGGUCCGUCUCGUCGCCGUAGAUGGACUGGAAGUAGGUGUACCCGCGGUGGUGGAGCUCGGUGACGGGGACGGUGGGGUCUCUGAGCGGGGUGUCGAGGACGCCUGUGGUGAAGAUGGCCUCGCGCACGGAGGCGAGCAGGUCGACUUUGGCGCUGUGGUCCUGCGCGCGGCUAAGCAGGAAGGCGACGAGGUCGACGAGGAGGUCGAGUUUGCGCUGGACGGUGAAGCAGAUGGCCGCGAGCAGGUACCACGGGUUGCGGGCGGCGGUGUCGAGCGGCUCGGCGAUGCGCUGCAGCUGUGCGAGCAGCUGGGGCAGUUGUUGGUUUGUCGUCAUCAAGCGGUAUCUGUGCACGGCGAGGAGGUAUCUGAAGAUAAAUAUGGGGACUGCGCAUCGGGCAAUCUCGGAGCGAUUGCGCGAGCGCGAGAUAGCGAGCUGGUGAGAGGGCGCACGGCGGUGGUCACUGGCGGGGGCAACGGCAUUGGGCGGGAGGUUGUGAGGCUGCUGGUGAGCAAAGGCGCGAACGUGUGCUUUGUGGACCUGAGCGAGGAGGAGUCGGGCAGCCUGGUACGCGAGCUGGCGAGCGCGCGGGUGCUGUACCAAAAGGCGGACGUGACGUCGUGGGCCGGACUGCGCGGCGCGUUUGAGAGCGCGUGGAGGCGGUUUGGCUCGAUCGACAUGGUGGUGCCGGCGGCGGGGAUCAUGGAGACGAAGGACUUUCUCGCGGAGGAGGUGGUGGACGGCGAGCUGCAGGCGCCGUCGUACGCGGCGCUGGACAUCAACCAGAAGGGCGUGCUGAACGCGGUGAAGCUUGCGCUGUUCUACUUCAAGAAGCGUGGCGAGAGGGAGAGCCGAGCGAGCCGGGUGAAGUCGAUCGUGCUUGUUGCGUCGACGUCGGGGUACUUUGGCGGGCUGGGGCAGCUGACGUACAAGGUUGCGAAGCACGGGGUGGUGGGCAUCCUGCGCGGGCUGCAGGCGCACCAGGCGGAGGGCGGGUUUGUGGUGAACUGCGUUGCGCCGUCGUACACGGAGACGUACAUGAUGGGCCCGCUGCGGGAUAUCUGGCGACAGGGCGGGGGGCCGGUGAACACGGCGGCGGAGGUUGCGGCUGCGGUUGUGCAGCUGCUGGUUAGCGAGACAGGGGGACAGACGUGGCUUGUGAGCGACGGGGAGGUGAGGGAGAUCGAGCGGGCGCUGGCGGGGCUGGCACCGCAGUGGUGCGGCGAGGCUGCGCUGGCGAAGCUGCGCCGGGGCGGGCAGAUCCUUGCUGAGGUGGGGAGGUAUCCGCUUCCCGCUGCGCGGCAAGAAUACGAGUGA
Messenger RNA from Ogataea philodendri, 1542 nucleotides. RefSeq lists its product as uncharacterized. Bases 1 to 1542 code for a protein of 513 amino acids. The transcript has 3 exons. The record is from RefSeq and is a predicted model, not a curated record. Lineage: Eukaryota; Fungi; Ascomycota; Pichiomycetes; Pichiales; Pichiaceae.